Messenger RNA from Prunus avium (sweet cherry), 1501 nucleotides. The record is from RefSeq and is a predicted model, not a curated record. Lineage: Eukaryota; Viridiplantae; Streptophyta; Magnoliopsida; Rosales; Rosaceae.
CAAAUCGAGAUUCCAGUUCUACAUAUGAAAAUGAAGCUGAGUUUUGUUCGUUUUAUGUGCUACUUCAUCUUGGUUCUAACAGCCAACCAAUGGGGGAGUCACUUUCGUGGUGGUUUCGUAAUGUUCCUUCCACGUUAUUGAAAUCUAAGGAAAUUUGCUUUUCCCGAAAGAUUUUACGAUUUUUCCGGAUAGGCAACUAUAAUUGUUUCCUAAGCACUAUAGCAGCUGAAGCAUCUUAUCUUCAAUACUGCAUUCUUGAACCUUAUGUCAAUGAGGUUCGAGCGCUAGCUGUGUCAUGUAUAAAUAAUGGUGGAUACAAGCUUCAUCCAUACCCGCUGGCAAACUUAUCCAAGCUCUUGAUGAUGACGGAAUCAGAUUUGGAAUCAUUUUGCAAAGCUUGUGGUCUUGAGAUUUGUACAAAUGAAGAAGGAUAUAAUUUGUUACCUACUAAGCAAACCACCUUUUGUCAUCCUAAGGAUGGGUUUCAAAACCAUAUAUUUGUGGGUUCGGAACAAUUUGAGAGGUAAUAAAUGCACAAAUCUUGUCCAACGCAAGGAUAUGGCCCUCUUAUCAUCUUUUAUCCGGUAGACUUGGUAAGAGGGCCUCACGUCCCACGGUCCCUUGAUGAGUAUAAGAAAUAAGUUUCCACUAAACCAAAGUAUAAAAGAUCUUUUUGGUGCAGCAACCAAAGGUUGCCAAUAGUAUGGUGCUCAUUUUUGUGCUUACACUCUAAUGAAAAUGACCAAUGACCUGGAUGGAGAGGGCAAAGUACAAAAGUAAGCUUUUAGUUAAAGGGUGGAUUCUUUUCUCGCUGAUGAGAAAUUGUCGGUUGACAGUGCCUUACUGCCCUCUCAAGUGGGAGAAUUUUUUGUUGCAGUGGUACUCUCAAGCCAAAAAGAGAGUAAAGUGGUGUUGAAGAUUUUUCUGGAGUGCAAGUUCUGCUUCUUGUAAGAAAUAUUGUAACAUAUAUAUUUUUUCAUAUUUCAUCUAUCACCCAUGCGAGGACAUGUAGAUGUUUGUAUUGCACAAGGUGGAUGAAGGCCUGUACGACGUUUAGGGCUGCAUGUAUUUAAUGUUCAAGUGAGAUUGACGACACAUCUCGUUGAAGACAAGAAGCCAAUCCUUGGGUGACAAAUUUCAAAGAACAUUUAUGGUGUUGCAGCAAGAACUUAUGUUUUCAGGUGGUGAAGCAAAUUGUCCAACCCUUGAUUUACAGCAUGGUGGCGAGUUCCCAUUAUUCUAAGAGAAGAAAGAAGAGGUUCAAGUCUCCUGCCAAGAGGAAGGAGUUCUUGAAGAGGUUUCAGCCUUGGAGACAUUGAUGAUGUGCACACUUCUGUUUCUGCUCAAAUGACUCUUUUGAUGAUGUGCAAAUGUUGUGUUUUUUUGUUGAAAUGAACCUUUAUGAGAGCCUUUGAUGUAUUAUUUUAAUGAUGUUCAAAUGUUGGAAAGACUUCCGUGGGUUUAGGACAAGGCUUGUUAGAUGGCUCUUAAUUUGUAUCAA